Triticum aestivum (bread wheat) is the source of this 735-nucleotide messenger RNA. RefSeq names its product ER membrane protein complex subunit 8/9 homolog. The coding region runs from base 1 to 735 and encodes 244 amino acids. The transcript is spliced from 4 exons. NCBI's taxonomy places the organism in Eukaryota, Viridiplantae, Streptophyta, Magnoliopsida, Poales, Poaceae. The record is from RefSeq and is a predicted model, not a curated record. Gene Ontology annotation, cellular component: EMC complex.
AUGACUACAGCGAAUUACCACCCCACGCCGCCCAAAGUAGCUCCCAGGUCGGUGAAGCCGACGGAGCCGUCAUCUUCAAAGCCUGCGUCGGCGAAUCCUGAGAUGAAAGAGAAGGGCACGUCAGAGAAGCCGACGAAAGAGAAGGGCACGUUGGAUAAGCCGACGAAUCAAAAGAUGAAAGCGAACGGCAAUGAAGCCGAUGCAAUCUCGUCGCCGCCACGCUUGCGCACGCUCGCCGCCGCCAUCCAUCCAUCCUCUCCAGCUCGCACACGCUCGCCGCCGCCACGUCCGCCACCGCAGGCGGCGUACGUGAAGCUCGCGCUGCACGCGCUCAAGCACCAGGCGGCGGCUGUCAACGGGCUCCUCGUCGUCCGCCUGGCGGACCCCGCCGCCUCCCCGGCCGUCGUCUCGAUCGCUGACGCCGUGCCGCUCUCCCACCAGCCGCACCACCUCCCGCUGCUCCCCACGCUCGAGCUCGCGCUCACCCUCGUCGAGGACCACUUCCAGGCGCAGGGCCUCGCCGUCGUCGGAUACUACCACGCCAACGCACGCCGCAACGACGCUGACCUCCCCGCCGUCACCAAGCGCGUCGGGGACCACAUCUUUCGCUACUUCCCCCGCGCCGCCAUGCUGCUGCUGGACAACGUGAAGCUCGAGGAGGUGGUGAAGGGGAGCAUCCGCGAUGCAGUUGUUCAGUGGCUUUGGAAAGAGAAGGUUUGCUUUAUAGCUGCUUAA